Anthostomella pinea is the source of this 891-nucleotide messenger RNA. The record is from the annotation of a GenBank genome assembly. Lineage: Eukaryota; Fungi; Ascomycota; Sordariomycetes; Xylariales; Xylariaceae.
AUGAGUCAGAUCGACGCGUUCAACGCCUCGUUCCCCGCCGACUCCGCGCUGCUCUCUAUCGGCGGCAACGACCUCUGCUUCUUCGACGUGAUGAACGCCUGCAUCUUCCGCUUCUACGACUUCUACUCCGGGACCUGCGAGACGGCGCUCGAGAAGUCACGCCACAGCAUCGAGAGCGAGGAGUUCGAGAACCGCGUGCAGAUUCUCAUCAUGGAGAUCCUCGACAAGGUCCGCUGGGAGAAGAAGCCGUGGUUCUUCGUCGUGAUGACGGGGUAUGGUAGGUUCUUCAACGAGAUGACGGACGGGUGUGACGAGAUGAGCUUCGGCGUCUGGUGGAACGGGCCGAAGCUGAAGAAGGGACUGAGACUCCAGAUGAAUGCGCUGGUGCUUGCCGUCAAUGCCAAGCUGAGGAAAAUGGUUGAUAUGGUGAACUCGCGGUUUAACAGGGACAAGGUCCUCUUCGUUGACUAUGAUGAAAAGUUUGAUGGCCAUCGCUUCUGCAAAGCGAAUGUUACGGAGCCGGAUUACAGCCGCAAUGAGACGUGGUUCUUCCUCGUCGGCGGGCCAGAUAAUGCGCGAAACGACACACGAGCGAAUCAUACGUCGGACGUCGAAACGUUGUCACCAGCAUCGACCUUGGUUGACCCGUCGUCCUGCCUCGAGCCGGCUCGAACGUCUGGCGACUGGGGCGAGCUCGCCUUGUGCUAUAUGGUUAUGGCGAAGCAACGCGACCCGAUGCUCAAACCUACCCGUGGUGGUCUUUAUGCCCAGAGUAACGGGAUGUGGUACGUCCCGACAUACUACGGCAAGACCUUUCAUCCUAGAACGCUCGGGCAUGAGAGGGUGAGAAACGCCAUUUACAAGGCGUGGCACGAACUUGAGUCACGAUAA